Molecule: messenger RNA, 1656 nt
Organism: Glycine soja
Lineage: Eukaryota; Viridiplantae; Streptophyta; Magnoliopsida; Fabales; Fabaceae
Exons: 4
Coding region: 91-1467 (458 amino acids)
Source: RefSeq, a predicted model, not a curated record
UUCAAUUCUCACUAAACAAAGUGGAACCAAAACUAAACAAGAACAAACCAAACCCAUGCAAAAGAAAUCCCCAAAGAAGAUCACUUUAUUAUGGGGAGGCUAAUAAGAACUUCUAAACCUCUUAUCUUCCACUCAAAGCUCCUCUGUUUUUCUCUGUUCUAUCUCUUCACCACUCUGUUCCUUGCUCUCUACACCUCUCUGUCCCAAUCCAAAUGUUUCUUCCGAUCGUCCCCUUCGGAUCCCGUUCAGAAUUCUCUCUUCUCUUACCCUUCUUCCUAUGGGGAGCACAAGUACGCUGUGUCAACCACCCGUUCUACAUGUUCUUCCCCUGUUUUCUUUUCAGAUUACUCGGAUGUUGUGAAGGAGAUCAAGAAUUGCCGCAAUAACAAUGUAGGCUAUUCAGGGGCUCUGCGGUAUAUGCAAGGGAAUUUGGAUAGUUUUGGGGGGAAUCUCAACACCCUUUCGAGGUUUUCUUAUUUUGAUCACCAAAAUGAUAGCACGGAAGUUCCAUGCGGAUUUCUGAAGAAAUUUCCAAUUAGUGAUUCCGAUCGAAUUGCGAUGGAGAAGUGUGACAGUGUGGUUGUGGUUUCAGCAAUCUUCAAUGAUCAUGAUAAAAUUCGUCAACCGAAGGGCCUUGGGUCCAAUACAUUGCAAGAAGUGUGUUUUUUUAUGUUUGUAGAUGAUGUUACCCUCAAAGGUCUUGAACAUCAUGGAUUGGUUUCAAUAAAUUCAAGAGAAUACAAGAUAGGUGUAUGGAGGAUUGUGAAGGUUGCAAAAGAGAAUUUGUAUCAGAACCCAGCAAUGAAUGGGGUUAUACCAAAGUAUUUAGUCCAUAGGUUAUUCCCACAUUCCCACUUCAGCAUUUGGAUAGACGCAAAGUUGCAACUAAUGGUUGAUCCGUUAUUGUUGAUUCAUUCUCUUGUUAUAUCUAAAAAUGUAGACAUGGCUAUAUCAAAACACCCUUAUUAUGUUCAUACCAUGGAAGAAGCAAUGGCAACUGCAAGAUGGAAGAAAUUGUUGGAUGUCAACGCCUUGAAGGAACAAAUGGAGACAUACUGUGAAAAUGGAUUGCAACCAUGGAGUCCCAACAAACAACCCUAUGUGUCAGAUGUACCAGAUAGUGCUUUGAUAUUAAGGAGGCAUGGACUUGGCAGUAACCUCUUCUCCUGCCUCAUAUUCAAUGAGUUGCAGGCAUUUAACCCAAGAGACCAAUUGCCUUUUGCAUUUGUUAGAGAUCACAUGAAGCCCAACCUGAAGCUGAACAUGUUUGAGGUAGAAGUUUUUGAACAGGUGGCAGUGGAGUACAGACACAAUCUCAAGAGCAGUGAUGGGACCACUGUGAAGAAAGUGUUCAGUUCAGGAAGAACCAAAAGGGCACACCCUGAUUUGUUGUAUGUGAAUGGAAGUUGUUGCAGCAAGUGCCAAAAGUAUCUUUCUAUAAUGUGGGGGGAAUCAUCAAAUGAUUAAUGACCCCAUAAGAGAAGAAAAGAGGACAAAAAACAAAGAAAGAUAAGAGUCUAGUAGAUGGAUUUGUCUUUUAACAAAGUGUUAAGCAGAUUAAAAAUGAAAAAAAUCGAUAAAGAUAUAUAUUUGGAGAAAAAGAAAAACAAUUCUUUUACAAGUAUUGUUAUUCUUUUACCAGUAUUGUUAACUAGU